UGGCGGCGGCGGCCGCUCACCUCAGCAUUUCGCCACUGGACACCCUGCCGACCACCACCAUGCAGCCUCGGCUCGCCGCACUGCUGCUCUGCCUCCUGGGUGCCAUCGCGGCGAAUGUGGACAGCGGCUCCUUCGUGAUCUUCAACCAGAACCACAGCAAGUGCGUGAAGGUGCUUCACGCCUCGUCCGUCACCCUGUCAAGCUGCGCGCCGCACGCCAAGGACCAGCAGUUCCGCUGGGCCUCGGAGGGCCGCCUGCUCAGCCUGUCCGUCAACCUGUGCCUGGGCGCGGUGGAGAUCAAGGACUGGGUCAAGGUCCUGUUGUUCGAGUGCGACGAGGCCAGCAAGCUGCAGCACUGGCAGUGCAAAAACGAUACCCUGUUCGGACUCAAGGACCGCGACCUGCACCUCAACUGGGGGAACCACAACGAGAAGAACUUGAUGAUCUACAAGGGCUCGGGAACGUGGAGCCGAUGGAAGAUCUACGGAACGCACUUGGACCUGUGCUCCAAGGGCUAUCAAGAGAUUUUCACUAUCGGGGGCAACUCCUUUGGCACCCCGUGCCUGUUCCCGUUCAAAUUCGGCGAGCAGUGGUACUCUGAGUGCACCAAGGCAGGCCGCACCGACGGGCAGCUGUGGUGCGCCACCAAACCCAACUACAACAGCGAGAAGAAGUGGGGCUUCUGUCCCACCAAAGUGUCGUCGGGCUGGGACACGGACCCGGUGACCGGGGUUCAGUACCAGCGCAACGUUCAGGCCGUGCUGACUUGGCACCAGGCCCGGAAGAGCUGCCAGCAACAGGGUGCCGAUCUCCUCAGCAUCGUGGAGCUCCACGAGCAGUCCUACAUUUCAGGACUGACCAGCACCUUGGGAAACGCCCUGUGGAUCGGACUCAACAGUUUGGACUAUGAGGCGGGAUGGCAGUGGAGCAACGGGAACCCCUUCCGAUAUUUAAACUGGGCACCAGGUCAUCCCUCCUCCGAUCCUGGCAUGAACUGCGCCACCUUAAAUGCCGGCAAGGCCUCCAAAUGGGAGACCAGCACCUGCACCAAGAAGCUGGGAUACAUUUGCCGCAAAGGGAACUCCAGCAGUCUUCCUACGCUGCCCAUCAACGAGCCCAGCUUCUGCCCCAACCACUGGGUCCCUUACGGCGGCAACUGUUACUUCCUCGAGAGGAGCAAGAAAAUGUGGAAGGACGCUUUGACCGCCUGCCGCAGGGAUGACGCCGAUCUGGCCAGCAUUCACAACAUCGAAGAGCAGAGUUUCAUCAUCGCCCAGUCCGGAUACUUGACAACGGAUGUCCUAUGGAUCGGCCUGAACGACCAGAGGAGCCAGAUGUUGUUCGAGUGGUCCGACCGCUCGCAAGUCACCUUCACCCAGUGGAUGACGGACGAGCCCACCCACGCCACCAACCUCCGGGAGGACUGCGUACUCAUCCGGGGAAAGGACGGCAGAUGGGCCGACCACAUGUGCGAGAAGGCGUACGGAUACAUUUGUAAGAAGAAAGCCUCCUCUAAAGCGGCGGAAGGAACCCACCAGGAAAGCAAUCUGGGAUGCAAGCUUGGCUCACUCAGGUACGGCUCCUAUUGCUACACCAUUGGAGCUGAGAAGAAAACCUUUGAUGAGGCAAAGCAGGCGUGCUCGCAGGAUGGAGGAAACCUCGUGGAUGUGGCCGACAGGUACGAGAACGCCUUCCUGACCAGCCUGGUGGGCCUCAGGCCGGAGAAAUAUUUCUGGACGGGAUUCUCCAAAGCAGAAGAAAAGCAUACCUUCACUUGGACCAGCCGGCGGAAAAUCUCCUUCACUCAUUUCAACGUGGGCAUGCCAGACCGUAAAGCGGGCUGCGUGGCCUUGGCGACAGGGAUGUCCGCCGGCCUCUGGGACGUGGUUAGCUGCGGCAGCAAGGAGAAGUACAUCUGCAAGAAACCUGCAGAGGGCGCCCAGGUGACCACCGUGCCGCCCACCACGCCCACCCUGAGCUGCGCCUCCGGUUGGACGCCCGUGGCCAACAGGAACGUCUGCUUCAAGCUGUACAAAAAGAGCAAGGACCUGAAGAAGACUUGGCAUGAAGCAAAGGACUUCUGCCGGGGCAUCGAUGGAGACCUGAUGAGCAUACACGGAGCUCAGGACCUCAGCAACGCACAGUUUCAUUCGUCAGACCCAGCCUGGAUCGGACUCAGCUUACUCGGCACCAGUGAAGGUUUCGUCUGGACUGACGGAUCGCCCUACGGCUUUGAGAACUGGGGCUUCGGGGAGCCCAACAACUACAACGACGUCGAGCACUGCACAGAAGUUCAAUUCUAUUACGGACGACACUGGAACGACCGCCACUGCGAGGUCUACAACGACUGGAUCUGCCAGAUACGCAAAGGAGUGACUCCCAAACCCGAGCCUGUCGUCAUCAUGCCAAUGUUCAACACCACCGAGGACGGCUGGCUGGUCUACAACGACUCGCAAUACUUCAUCAACAUGGAUCCGCAGCCCAUGGAGGCUGCACGGGCUUUCUGCAAUAAGAACUUUGCUGAGCUGGCCGUCAUCACAGCGGAGAGCGAGAGGAAGUUUCUGUGGAAACAGAUUGUCAAGGGCUCAGAGGAACAGUACUACAUAGGCCUCACUGUCAAUCUUGACCACUCCUUCAGCUGGUUGGAUGAAACCCCGGUGACAUACACGGCGUGGGAACAAAAUGAGCCCAACUUUGCCAAUAAUGAUGAAAACUGCGUGACCAUGUACAAGAGCAUGGGCUACUGGAACGACAUCAACUGCGGCAUGGAGCUGCCGUCCGUAUGCAAAAGAAGCAGCAUGUUCGUCAACACCACCGUGAUGCCAACCGCCGAGCCGAAGGGAGGAUGCGCGCCCGAGUGGCUGGCAUUCCGAGGCAAGUGCUACAAGUUUGUGGGUGCCGACAAAAAAUCGUGGCAGGACGCCAGGGAGCACUGCAAAAACCAGGGAGGGAAUCUGGUGUCUGUCGUCAGCGAGCGGGAGCAAGCGUUCCUGACCACGCAGCUGCUGAGGUACAGGGAGGACCUGUGGCUCGGCAUGAACGACGUCAACUGGGAGAUGCACUUUGUGUGGACGGACGGCCGAGGCGUGUCGUACACCAACUGGGCCAAAGGGCAUCCCACAUCCAUGCCGGACGGACGCUACUCCUUCAUGGAGGAGGUUUUUGACUGUGUGAUCAUGGUGGGCAGCGUUUCUAAACAGAUGGGACUCUGGAAAGUGGAGGACUGUGGCGUAAAACGCGGCUUCAUCUGUAAAAGAAACAGCGAUUCCCAGAUCGCGGCUGCGGCCACUACAGUGUCACCCAAUACCUUCUCCAAGCUGGGCAACGACUCGUACAAGCUGUUGUCACAGAAGAUGCGCUGGGACGAGGCGCGUAGGCAGUGCCAGGCGGACGACGCCGAGCUGGCCAGUGUACUCGACCCCGUGGCACAGGGUUACGUCACGCUGCAGAUCUCCAAGUUCAACGAGCCCGUGUGGAUCGGCCUGAACAGCAAUGUGACGGGAGGUCGCUUCAAGUGGGUGGACAACUGGCUCCUGUCGUACACCAAAUGGGGCAAAGAGGAGCCCAAGAUCAACUACGGCUGCGUAUACGUGGACGUGGACGUGGACAAAACCUGGAAGACUGCCGCGUGUAGUAACACCUACUACUCGCUUUGCAAGCGCUCACCAGAAUUGGCGCCCACGGAGCCUCCUCAGCUGGCCGGAAACUGUCCAGAACCGAAGAAGAAGACAACCUGGAUCCCAUUCCGAGGUCAUUGUUACUCCUUCCUCAGUUCGUUUGUGGACAACUGGGCCCACGCCUCUGUGGAAUGUCUGAAAAUGGGUGCAUCUCUGGCAAGCAUCGAGGACCCACAGGAGAGUCUUUUCAUCCAACAAAACCUGGAACUGCUGCAGGACGGCGCCAAGAACUUCUGGAUCGGCUUAUACAAAACCCACGACGGUCAGUGGGCGUGGAUUGACAACAGCGCAAUGGACUACACCAACUGGGUGGUGGGCAUGCCAGCGACUGACUCGUGCGUGGAAGUCCAUUCUGACAGUGGGAAAUGGAGGACCAGCAACUGCAACAGAUACCGCUCUUUCAUCUGCAAAACACCCAAAGUUAUCACGCCGACAGAAAAGCCGCCCUCUAUUGCUCAUAUCAUGGAAGAGGUAUCCAAUGGCUCCGCCGGCAUCACCGUGGCCGUGGUGCUGGUGGUCCUGGCCCUGGCAGGACUGGGCGCAUUCCUGUUCUUCCGGAAAAAUAUGCCGGCCCCCUCCCUGUCGGGGGAGUCCACCUUCGUCAACAAGUUGUACUUCAAUAAUCCCAUCCGAGCUCCGGUGGACACCAAGGGCCUGGUGGGCAACAUUGAGCAGAACGAACAAGCGUAGGCGGACACCAUCGUGCACUAAUGACAAUCCCGAGAUUGUUUUCUGUUCUAGUAAUCCAUGCGAGUACUGGAACUCCACUAAAUAACACUUCAAAAGAUGUGAUUUUUUUUUUUUUUUUUUUUUUUUUUUUUAAUUAAUGUGUACAUAAGAUUUUUUACUUCGAAGAAUCAUCAACAGCUUUUUGUUUUUACAAUAGGGCUUCAAGAGUAAAGAAAAUAUAAAGAUGUUUUUGGCCUUUUGUUUUUUUCUCUACUGGCUGACAUGGUAAUUAUUUCAUCCAUUUUCUGUACCGCUUCUUGUCACUGGGGUCGCGA
Molecule: messenger RNA, 4681 nt
Organism: Phycodurus eques (leafy seadragon)
Lineage: Eukaryota; Metazoa; Chordata; Actinopteri; Syngnathiformes; Syngnathidae
Gene: mrc1a
Product: mannose receptor, C type 1a
Exons: 29
Coding region: 60-4367 (1435 amino acids)
Molecular function (GO): signaling receptor activity
Source: RefSeq, a predicted model, not a curated record